Molecule: messenger RNA, 492 nt
Organism: Ordospora colligata OC4
Lineage: Eukaryota; Fungi; Microsporidia; Ordosporidae
Product: U3 small nucleolar ribonucleoprotein
Exons: 1
Coding region: 1-492 (163 amino acids)
Biological process (GO): rRNA processing
Cellular component (GO): small-subunit processome; sno(s)RNA-containing ribonucleoprotein complex; Mpp10 complex
Source: RefSeq, a predicted model, not a curated record
AUGAAUAGCGAGAGGAUUGAGGAGAUAGAGAAGUUUUUAGUGAAGGAUAAGGAAUGGAAGCAUAUGGGAGAGGUGGACAAGAGCAAGAGGCCUAAAGACAGUUUGUUGGCUCAGAAAGAGAUUGAUUUUAGACAAGGGCCGCCUCUUGUUCCGUUUUCAUCGAAGCAGAAUGACGAGAUUGAAAGAGUCACGUUGAAGAGGAUCAGAGAGGGCACAUUUGACAACUAUGAAUACAAAACUAAACAUGUUGUAGAGGUAGUCGAUGCUGUGGACGAUGUCAAUGAGGUUGAGUGUGAGGAGACGAAGGAUAUUAUUUCGCUGUAUAAUGAGAUUGAGGGAGACUUGAUGAAUAUGGUUGAUUUUGGGAAUAACGGAUUUGUUCCGGAUGCUGAGGUGAGGAGUGUAAGAAUUGAGGAAGCAGGCAUUAACAAAAAGAAGCAGAAUACAAAGUGUUUGGAUAAAAUCAAGAAUGUGACAGUUAUAAAGAAAUGA